GGUGGGGCCGGUACCGGGGCCGGGCCGGGCCGGGACCGAUCGCGGCGCGAUGCAGAAAUACGAGAAGCUGGAGAAGAUCGGCGAAGGCACCUAUGGGACCGUGUUCAAGGCCAAGAACCGGGAGACGCACGAAAUCGUGGCGCUGAAGCGGGUGCGGCUGGACGACGAUGAUGAGGGGGUGCCCAGCUCGGCGCUGCGGGAGAUCUGCCUGCUCAAGGAGCUCAAGCACAAGAACAUUGUCAGGCUCCAUGACGUUCUGCACAGCGACAAGAAGCUGACCCUGGUCUUUGAGUUUUGCGACCAGGACCUGAAGAAAUACUUUGACAGCUGUAACGGGGAUCUGGACCCCGAGAUCGUCAAGUCCUUCAUGUACCAGCUGCUGAAGGGGCUCGCCUUCUGCCACAGCCGCAACGUGCUGCACCGCGACCUGAAACCGCAGAACCUGCUCAUCAACCGGAACGGGGAGCUCAAGCUGGCAGAUUUCGGGCUGGCUCGGGCCUUCGGCAUCCCUGUGCGCUGCUACUCGGCCGAGGUGGUCACUCUGUGGUACCGGCCCCCGGACGUUCUCUUUGGGGCCAAGCUCUACUCCACCUCCAUCGACAUGUGGUCAGCUGGGUGCAUCUUUGCGGAGCUGGCCAACGCCGGGCGGCCCCUCUUCCCGGGCAACGACGUGGACGACCAGCUGAAGAGGAUCUUCAGGCUGCUGGGGACCCCCACGGAGGAGCAGUGGCCGGCCAUGGCCAAGCUGCCGGACUACAAGCCCUACCCCAUGUACCCAGCUACCACCUCCCUGGUCAACGUGGUGCCCAAGCUGAAUGCCACCGGCCGGGACCUGCUGCAGAACCUGCUCAAGUGCAAUCCGGUGCAGCGCAUCUCGGCGGAGGAGGCCCUGCAGCACCCCUACUUCACCGACUUCUGCCCCCCCUAGGGCCCCCCGAGGCCCCGGACCCCCUGAGGGGGUGCCAGCCCGUGCCAGCCCCCCGACUGCAGCCCCCCCAGUAUUUAUUAGGUUCUGCCCCGGCUGCAGGGGGCUGGCACCACCCCCGGGCCCCCCGUGCGGGGGGGAUGAGAGGGCUGGGGCUCCCCCGGGACACAGGACUCGCCGGGGGCUCCCCGAGGGCACGGGAGCCCCCCGAGAUGGGGCCACAGCGCUGGUGGAGGGGCAGGACCCUCCGGGACCAGGGGCAGGGACGCCAGGGGGAACGCGCCCCCUCUC
Melozone crissalis (California towhee) is the source of this 1216-nucleotide messenger RNA. It is a transcript of the gene CDK5, whose product is annotated as cyclin dependent kinase 5. Gene Ontology annotation, molecular function: cyclin-dependent protein serine/threonine kinase activity; ATP binding. The record is from RefSeq and is a predicted model, not a curated record. Gene Ontology annotation, cellular component: cytoplasm; nucleus. The transcript has 12 exons. Gene Ontology annotation, biological process: neuron apoptotic process; synaptic vesicle transport; protein phosphorylation. Lineage: Eukaryota; Metazoa; Chordata; Aves; Passeriformes; Passerellidae. The coding region runs from base 50 to 928 and encodes 292 amino acids.